Molecule: messenger RNA, 7770 nt
Organism: Penicillium argentinense
Lineage: Eukaryota; Fungi; Ascomycota; Eurotiomycetes; Eurotiales; Aspergillaceae
Product: putative polyketide synthase
Exons: 9
Coding region: 1-7770 (2589 amino acids)
Biological process (GO): secondary metabolite biosynthetic process; fatty acid biosynthetic process
Molecular function (GO): fatty acid synthase activity; oxidoreductase activity; phosphopantetheine binding
Source: RefSeq, a predicted model, not a curated record
AUGGAGGAAAUCCCCAUCCUCAUUGAGAAUGCAGACCCCAAGAUUCAGGAGGAUGACUCUGCCAUGGAACCUAUGCACAGGUUCGGCGAAAAGGAAGAGCCAUAUGGAGAUCUCUCAAUCCUAGCCCAAGACCUGAUGACGCCGAUAGCGAUUAUAGGGAUGGGAUUUCGAGGACCUGCCGAUGCCGUCACUGUUGACAGACUAUGGGAUAUCAUGAUGGAGCAGCGAGAGGGCUGGUCGCCCAUUCCGGCAAAGAGGUGGAAUAACGCAGCAUUCUAUCACCCAGAUCACGCACACCAUGGCACAAUAAAUGUGCAAGGCGGUCACUUCCUCGAAGAAGACAUCUCCCUGUUCGACGCACCCUUCUUCAACAUGUCCAGCGAUGAGGCAGCCGCAAUGGACCCCCAGCAAAGACUCCUGCUGGAGGUGACAUACGAAGGACUUGAAAGUGCCGGAAUCUCUUUGAACCACAUCGCGGGAAGCCGGACUUCAUGCUUCGUCGGCUCAUUUUGUGCCGACUAUACCGAUAUCCUUCUCCGCGAUCCAGAAUGUGUCCCGAUGUACCAGUGCACGAAUGCCGGGCAGUCCCGCGCAAUGACCGCAAACCGGAUCUCAUACUUCUACGACUUGAAAGGACCCAGCGUUACCGUGGAUACGGCCUGCUCUGGGAGCCUGGUCGCAUUACAUCUUGCGUGUCAGAGUCUACAUACCGGGGACGCGACGAUGGCUAUUGCGGCGGGAGUCAAUGUCAUUCUCAGUCAUGAGUUUAUGUCCACGAUGAGCAUGAUGAGAUUCCUUUCCCCAGAUGGCCGCUGCCAUACCUUUGAUGAAAAGGCAAAUGGCUACGCACGAGGUGAGGCUGUUGGAUGCGUGAUCCUGAAGCCUUUAGACCAAGCCCUGCGGGAUCGAGAUACCAUUCGAGCCGUCAUCCGAGGAACGGGAUCUAACCAAGAUGGCCGAACUCCCGGAAUCACACUUCCAAGUGCCACCGCCCAAGAAGCACUGAUCCGAGAUUUAUAUACCAGAGCCGGACUAAAUCCGAGCGAGACGGACGUGGUCGAAGCACAUGGUACAGGGACGCAGGCUGGCGACCCGGUCGAAACGGGUGCAAUAGCUCGCGUAUUUGGACCCGGGCGAGCUCAGGGUCGCCCUGUUUGUAUAGGGUCUAUCAAAACCAAUGUUGGACAUCUCGAGGGGGCCAGUGGGAUCGCUGGUGUGAUUAAGGCGGUUCUGAUGUUGGAGAAUCGUACGAUCCUGCCUAGUCGGAACUUUGAGACGCUGAAUCCGCGUAUACCGUUGGAAGAAUGGAAAUUGAAGAUUCCUCUGACACCGGAAGUAUGGGAUUCAGCUGGUCCCCGUCGUGUCUCAGUCAAUAGUUUCGGGUAUGGUGGGAGCAAUGCUCAUGUAAUUUUGGAAGAUGCAUCAGGCUAUAUUUCCAGUCGUGGCUUGUGUCAGUGGUUUAAAAAACCGUCGAAAGCAAUGAGGAGAAAGGAAAGAGACAAUGAAGGCUGUUCAGACGCACAUCCUGAAAGGCAGCGAAUAUUAUUAGUCUCAGGAUUUGACGAGAGGUCUUGCGUCGAACAUACAAGGGCGAUUUGCGACUUCCUCUUGGAAUACGAAGACACGGUUAACGAAACAUUGCUCGACGACCUCGUAUUUACCCUGAGCGAGGGUAGAUCUCGAUUCAUGUGGAAGACGGCAGUCAUCGGAAGCUCAAUUCACGAAAUGGUCAGGUCACUCUCCGCUGGGACAAAACCCCACAACUCAUUACGGAGACCGACCCUAGCUUUCAUUUUUACUGGACAAGGCGCUCAGUGGGCUGGGAUGGGAAAAGAACUGCUAGAGGCUUAUCCCGUUUUCUGUGAUUCUAUUUCUCGGAUAGACAGCUUUUUGGUGGAGGCGGGGGCAUCGUUCACUGUUCAUGAUGAAAUUUCCCAGGGCCCCGGAAAUUCUCAACUGUCUCACCCGCUUCUAAGCCAGACAGUGUGCACGGCACUUCAGAUCGCGCUCGUGGAUCUAUUGGCAUCUUGGAACAUAUACCCCGACUCAGUGGCAGGCCAUUCCAGCGGGGAAAUUGCUGCUGCAUAUGCAUGCGGUGCGUUGAGCAUGGAAGAUGCCAUGAGGGUUGCAUUCAGCCGAGGUUUAGCUGCCAGCCAAGUCCUGACCUCGAGCGAUAUCGAAGGUGCUAUGAUGGCGGUUGGGAUGUCAUGCGAUGAAAUCCGGCCUUUCUUGUUGAAAAUUGAAUCUGGAAAUGCUGAUAUCGCCUGCAUUAAUAGCCCUUCAAGCGUGACAAUUUCUGGUGAUGCCAGCGCUAUCGACGAGCUGGCACAGGUACUGGAAUGCAGGUCCAUUUUCUUCCGUCGCCUUGCUGUCAAUGUCGCCUAUCACUCGCAUCAUAUGAAAUGCGUUGCCGACGAAUAUCUCAGCGCAAUCUCUACUAUAAAACCCCGGGGCCCGCAAAUGAGAGAUGGAUAUGCACAGAAAUCGUUUGAUGUACAGUUUUUCUCCUCGGUUACCGGAGACGAGAUCCAACCAGAGGAGCUUGGCCCUCAAUAUUGGGUCUCCAACCUACUUGGCCAAGUCAAAUUCUCCGAGUCAGUUAAAUCACUUUGUUUCAAAACAAAUGUCUGGCACCAAGAGCCGAAGUUGAAGAGAAGAUCUAAGCGACUCGGAAGUUCGCAAAAAGCGAGCGUGGACUGUCUCCUCGAGGUCGGCCCACAUUCCGCCCUUUCUGGUCCUAUCAAACAGACGCUUCAAGCAAAUGUCAAACUUCAUACCGUCGACAUCACAUAUAUUAGCGUUCUUGUUCGCAAGAAAAAUGCAGUCAAGUCAGCGCUCCUGGCCGCAUCUACACUGGCGUCCAUCAGCUACCCAGUCAGUCUGGACGCCAUUAACUUCCCAAAGGGCGCGAAGCAUGGAAGAGUACCACAGCUUCUUGUCAAUCUGCCGUCAUACCGCUGGAAUCAUACUCGGUCCUACUGGGCUGAGCCACGAUUGAGCAAAACAUUCCGGUGUCGUGAAAAUUCCAGGACAGAAUUGCUAGGGGCGUCAGAUAGCAUGGCAUGUCCUUUUGAGCCGCGAUGGCGAAAUUUCAUCAGAGUCUCCGAGGUACCGUGGUUGGUGGACCACAAGAUUCAAUCGGAUAUUGUUUUUCCUGCCGCGGCGUAUCUGUGCAUGGCUGUUGAGGCUGUCGUCCAAAUAACAAGAAGUGCGCAGAUCACCGGAAUCGUCUUGAGAAACGUUUCAAUUAACUCCGCACUUAUCGUCACCGAAGAUUCAGGGAUCGAAAUGAUGACUUCACUUCAAAUACUGAAAGCUCGCUCAACACACGGCUCAGAAACAUGGUACAAAUUCCACAUCUAUUCAGUCUCAAAAGAUAAUAGAUGGACCGAACACUGCACAGGAGAUGUGGGAAUCGAAUCACAAAACAGCGAUGCCGAGAAUGUCACAAUUCGCUACAUGGAUAAACUUGAAUUUCUACCUCCGGGCUCCGAAGCACAAACUAUUCAAGCAAUCGACAUUGACAACCUCUACCAGCGACUGAAAAAUGUGGGAUUAGAAUAUGGGCCUUGCUUUACCAAUUUAGCACGUGCCCAGUCAACAGCAACCGGAGAAUGCUUUGCUGAGAUUUCAAUACCGGAUACCGCGUCAAUGAUGCCAAUGAAAUUUCAACACCCACAUCUCAUUCACCCCUGUACGCUGGACAGCAUCUUCCAUACAGCCUUUGUCGCCUUGCCGGAUGGAAUGAUAGUGGAGAAGGGACCUAUCAUUCCUGUCUCGCUCGAGUACAUGCGUCUAUCCCAUCAGAUGACUUCUUCACCCGGAGACAUACUGAGCGUCUGUACCGAGAUUUGGCCGACGUCAAACGGAGACGUCGUGGCGUCAAUAGCCGUGGCGGAAGAUGACGCACGAUACUGCAGUCUGAAUCCGAAGAUAUCGAUCAACGGUCUGAGGUGUACUCGGCUUGCGGUUACGCCCGGCAUGUCUGAUAGACAGAGCGAUGUCCCCAUUGCAUAUGGGAUUGAGUGGCAGGCUGAUCCUACUUUUCUUUCUGUGGAAGAUUCGGUUCAUUUAUUCGAGCUGUCCGAGAAGACGCAACACGAGACUUUGGAUAAUAUAUCCACAUUGAAUAGUCAAUAUGACCAGUGUGCCGCGGCCCUGGUACAGAGUGCGGUCCAGGCUUUCAAGGAAGAGCACUAUCAGAGGCCCGGUUUGAUCUAUGACAAAUACGGAUCUGCCCUCGAAGAAAUGAUCCAAUCUUGUGGAGCCCAGCACCACGAGACGACAGAGCCAGCGGUUGAUAUUAGCGCGGAUUCUCAACAGAUGGGAAGAUUGUUAAGCGCUAUCGAUGGAUACCUUUCUUCAAUAACACAAAUUGAAGAGGAGGCAUUUGCGCAAGUUCACGAUGAGCUUUGCAGCGCCUAUCACGAAGUUAUUUCCAGUCACCCGACUUAUGUUUCUGCAGCCCAGCAUCUCAAACUUAUUGCGCGCAAGAAGCCAGAUAUUUCCAUUUUGCAAGUCGGUGGUGCAUUUGGACGACCUUUGACUAUUUUCCUCGAGUCCCUGGUGACAGAAGUCAGAAGCAAUAAGACUGCGGUACCAUCCUUUUCGAAAUACACAAUUGCACACAAAGAUGAGGGCGAACUCGAGCAGAUCAGGACUAAUUUUGAGGGAUGGGCGGAGUGGGUUGAUUUCGUGAAUAUUGACCCGGCACGAAGCAGUCCAGAAAUUUUCGAAUCAGGGCUCAAACAUUCCUAUCAUGUGGUUAUUGUACCACAUGGACUAUUCUCGUUUCCUUCGAAUACCCGAGGACUCUCCUUUCUGCGCUCGAUAUUGAGACCAGGUGGCUACUUGAUAAUCAUCGACAGUCUACGUCCGAAGGAAAGUAUACUGGAUGCCUUUCUGGCUGCUUCUCUGUAUCUGUGGCCAUCGGGGAACUUUGAGGUACCGAGAUCUUUACAAGAGGAAGGUGGUUUGGAUGAGGCAAUACAAAAAGCUGGCCUCAUGAUAUACAGGAACGAGACAUCCGAAAAGGAUUUCAACCAUCUGACUACAGAAAGAAUGAUUAUAUGUCAGCCACAACACGAAAUGAACCUCACGGAAAAAGAGUUUUUGAUUAUUCAAGAUGAUGAUAUGAACGCUUCAAUGGCUGUGUGUCUGCGAAAACAUAUUUUGGAUGUCUCGUCAAAGGUCGACAUUUCAUCUCUCUACGAUGCGCAGAUAACGAACAAAUUCUGCAUCAUCUUCACCGAUACGCACACCAAAAUACUUUCAAACCCUACCUCCGAGGUAUUUAAUAAGCUGAAGGAGAUAUUUUUAAACAGCAGGGGCAUGUUAUGGAUCAGCCGAGGCGGACUACCCGACCCAACAUUCCCAGAGUAUGGACUUGCAGUCGGCUUUGCAAGGACAGCCAGGUCUGAAUCUGCCGUGAAACCAAUCUUGACGCUCGACCUAGACGCGCAAAAUCCUCUACCAGAGUUCAAAGUAGCUAAAAUCAUCGUGAGAUUGAUUCAAUACUCCCUAUGCCACGUCAACGCAGGAGAUAUGGAUACCGAAUAUGUCGAGAGGAACGGAGUGCUUCUGAUACCCCGAGUCGUUGAACGCGCAGACGUCAAUCGAAGCCUGUUAGAGAUCAACAAAUCCGAAACCCAACGCGAGCAGCUAUUCCGAGAGCCCGAGAGCCCCGUCCGUGUCUCUCGACCGGAUGCAAAGAAUGUUCCCCCACAUUUGGUUGGAGAGCCAGACAUGGGUGGACCUCCUGCAGGACACGUUCGAAUUGAAGUAAUGGCCUUUGCAUUAAGCGAAUGGGAUGUUGACGAAACCACGCAGAACUUCCGAACAGAAAAAACACCAGGUCUAGAAUGCAGCGGCCGAGUGGAAGCUGUCGGCGCCGGAGUUGGCGACCUUGCAGUGGGCGAUCGCGUCGCUUGCCUGGGAAAUGGCACUGCGAGAAGCUACUACCAGGAUAGGGAGUCCGCUUUCCAGAAGAUCGAAGAUGCCAUGACUUACGAGCUAGCGGUCUCUCUUCCUGUCCCGUACACGUCUGCCUACUUUGUGAUCCACUACCUUGCACGAGUCAAACCUAAUGAAACGGUAUUGAUACGACGUGCGGCCAGCUGGAUUGGCGAGGCGCUACUUGACAUCUGUCUUUCCUGGGAGGUCGAUGUUUUAGUCACCGUGACUACUUUGGCAGAAAAAGAGGUUUUGCGGAGCAGAUUUAGCAUCCAGGCGCAUCGAAUCUUUGUCGAGGGUAUGGAUGAUGUUGCCAGGUGCGUCUCAGAUCUCACCAAUAGCAAAAAGUGCCAGGUCGUCAUCACAUCUUCGGAGGAUGGUAGCGAGCGAUAUCGGUCUCUCAGCAACGUCGUCGCUACUUUCGGGCACUUGGUUCGUGUACGAAGUCCGAAUGAGAGCGCCGGCGAAGAUGAUAGCUUGUCUGGAUCUUUGAAAAAUGUCUCAAGAUCUAUUUUCAAUAUUCUCGACUUCCUCAGAGAUCAGAUGGAUUUGGCAAGAUAUAUCUGGUCGAAGGUCGUUCGCUUGUUCCACGAAGGGAGACUUCGUGGCCCAUCGUCAUUGUCGGUCUACGGGGUAACCGACGUUGAAGAGGCCUUUGCAGCUCUCGGGACUGAAAAACAUGUGGUAAUUGCUACCGAUGGAAAUGAGGUGGUCACAGUCUCUCAACCAAAACCACCGACCACACUGUUCCGGUCAGAUGCAUCGUAUCUCCUUAUUGGCGGACUCGGUGGCAUCGGUAGCACAAUCGCCCUCUGGAUGGCAGACCAGGGAGCGAGAAAUUUGGUUCUCGUUAACAGAAGUGGCUUAGCGACGGAAGCUUCUCACUCGCUUGUUCGAGACCUGAGCGAUAAGGGGGUCCGACAAAUGUUUCUGGAUAUACUUUGGGGCGCUCCUCCUGUUCGUGGAAUCGUUCAUGGUGCUAUGAUACUAAAGGAUGUUCAUAUCGAGAAAAUGACUUCAUAUGAUUACUUUGAAGUUCUCCGACCCCGAUACAACGGGACUUGGAAUCUCCACCGCCACGCCCCAGCAGACCUCGACUUCUUCCUCAUGUUAUCAUCAAUCAGCGGAGUAAUCGGAAACGCAACACAGGCCGCAUACGCCGCUGGAUCGGCAUUUAUGGACUCUUUUGCAGCUUACAGAAAUACAUUGGGCCUGCCAGCUAUCUCGUUAGAUCUCGGAACGGUAACGGACGUCGGGUAUCUCGCUGCGAACAAGGAACUUGCGACCAAGAUGGCAAGGCAAGGAUUCCAAGGCACGGAUAAAAAGACGCUGCUGUCUCUCAUCCAAGUUGCCAUCUCACAGCCGACAAAGGUCGGAAACGCACAGAUUAUAACGGGGUUGGGAGAGUGGAAAGAGGGCGAGUCACUUGGGAACUUUGACGCGCCCCUUUUUGCGCAAUUCCGAGUCAGAUUUCGCAGGGAUGGUGAGACUGCUGAUUCCAAAGAUGCGGUUGAAAUACUCCGAGGUUCGUUGCGGGCAUCUAAGUCGCAGGAUGAAGCUAUUCCUGUCAUUUACGAAGCGCUCAGCGGGAAGAUAUCCACUCGGUUGGGAAUUUCUGUGGAGAGAAUCGAUCCUGCUAGUCCGUUGUCUGAAUUUGGUGUUGAUUCGCAUGUCGCUGUUGAGUUGAGAAAUUGGAUUAACAAGACUAUGGAUAGUGCUGUGUCAAUUUUGGAGAUUCUGGCAAGUGAUUCUGUCCUGCAGUUGGUGGGUCAUAUCGCUGGUCGAUCGUCGUUGAUUGAAGGCACAAAUAAUUCGUAA